This is a messenger RNA of Paramisgurnus dabryanus, 3886 nucleotides long. It is a transcript of the gene antxr1a, whose product is annotated as ANTXR cell adhesion molecule 1a. Lineage: Eukaryota; Metazoa; Chordata; Actinopteri; Cypriniformes; Cobitidae. The record is from RefSeq and is a predicted model, not a curated record. Gene Ontology annotation, molecular function: transmembrane signaling receptor activity. Gene Ontology annotation, cellular component: cell surface; plasma membrane.
UAAUUCUUUAGGUGAGUGUAUGGUGCUUAGUAAAUGUUAGACAGUGUGAAAAGUGUGACAACUUAUCCCGCUCUUCCCUACUUUAAAUAAAAAAAUUAACGUAAACAAUUUUAAAACCAAGUUGUUUUAACUUCAUGUUACUUUUUUACAGUGCAUGAAAACAUUACUAACAUUGUUUACCACUAGAUGGCACACUAACUUUUUACUGCCUUGAGUUCAUUCAUUGCCCUAAAAAGUGGAUGGAAAGUUUAGAGUUAAAAGGCUAAGAAAGACAAUGACACACACACACACACACACACACAUUCUCAAAGAUAAACACACAACCACACUCCCUCCAUUAAUCUAGCAGCAACUGGAGAGCAGUAAGAAGAAGUGUGUCAGGCGUUUGGGUGCAUGUGCACACACUUACAUCAGUGCAUUUGUUGAAACUUCUACUUUAGUCAUCAUAUCUCAUAUUUAGACGUUUAUAAAACAAUUUUAUUUUUCUUGAAAACAUUCACUCUGCUCUCACAACAACACCAGGACACUAGAAGAAAUGCUCUCUUUUGUCUUUUGACUAUGGCUUUUCCAAAUUAACUUCACCGGACCACUGCAUGGAAUAUCAGCCAAAGAUUCAUAAGGAAACUGUGGACCUUCAUUUUUCUCUCACUUUGUAAUUGUAUUCAUUUAGUGCUUUUUUAUUUUCUUUAUUGAUUUAACCACAACAUGUGCAGACUGUGGAGGAUUGUAAUUUUGCUUUGUGUUAAAUUGGUGGACGUUGCGAAUGGAAAUACAGGAAUUAUGCCGGAUAGAGGGACUGCAGCCUCAUCAUGCUAUGGGGGUUUUGACCUCUACUUUGUACUAGACAAAUCUGGAAGUGUGCAGCAUCACUGGAAUGAAAUAUAUACCUUUGUUGAACAUCUUGCCCAUAAGUUCAUAAGUCCUCAGCUCCGGAUGUCCUUCAUUGUUUUCUCUGAUCAGGGCAAGAUUUUGAUGCGGCUCACAGAAGACAGGGAUCUUAUUCGUAAAGGUUUGGAGGAACUCCAGAAAGUGCGGCCAGGUGGAGACACUUUUAUGCAUGAUGGCAUUCAGAGGGCAAGCGAACAAAUUUACUAUGGUAACACUGAGGGAUACAGAACAGCCAGCGUCAUCAUCGCCCUCACAGAUGGGGAGUUACAUGAAGAUCUCUUCUACUACGCUGAGAGAGAGGCCAAUCGCUCUCGGAGCCUGGGUGCAUCUGUUUAUUGUGUAGGGGUGAAGGACUUCAAUGAGACUCAGCUGGCCAAAAUCGCUGACAGCAAAGAUCACGUUUUCCCAGUGAAUGAUGGUUUUGAAGCACUACAAGGCGUCAUUGAUUCGAUCUUGAAAAAAUCAUGCAUUGAGAUUCUUGCUGCAGAACCUUCCAGUAUCUGUGCUGGAGAGGCAUUUCAAGUUGUAGUAAGGGGGAAUGGAUUUCAUCAUGCCAGAAAUGUGGACAAGGUCCUUUGCAGCUUCAGAAUAAAUGACACCCUCACCAGAAUGGUUAAGCCAUUGAUAGUGGAGGACACGUACCUGUUAUGUCCAGCUCCUAUUCUUCGGGAAGAGGGAACGGCAGCCUCCCUUUACGUUAGCAUGAAUGAAGGCCUGAGUUUUAUCUCCAGUUCUGUGACCAUCACUACUGUUAGCUGUUCUGAUGGUACACUUUUGGCCAUAGCUCUUUUGAUUGUUUUGUUACUGCUGAUUCUGGCCCUUCUCUGGUGGUUUUGGCCUCUCUGCUGCACUGUGAUUAUCCAUGAACCUCCACCACCAGUUAUAGAAGACAGUACGGAUGAUGAAGAGGAUGGGACUCCAAAGAAGAAGUGGCCCACAGUCGAUGCCUCCUACUAUGGAGGAAGAGGAGUUGGGGGAAUUAAAAGAAUGGAGGUCCGCUGGGGUGAAAGAGGUUCGACAGAAGAGGGUGCUAAACUUGAAAAGGCGAAGAACGCAAGAGUGAAGAUGCCUGAACAAGAGUUUGACGUUCCUCCUUCUCGCAUCUUAAAUAACGGCAUGCGGAAACCCCCAGGUCCUCGUAAAUGGUACUCACCAAUAAAGGGUAAACUGGAUGCAUUAUGGGUACUGGUGAAGAAAGGCUAUGACAGAGUAUCCAUCAUGCGACCUCAACCAGGAGAUAAGGGCCGAUGUAUAAACUUCACUCGCAUCAGGUCCAGUUCUCCUCCUCAUUAUCCACACUACAACCACCACUCUUCACCCAUCAACACCUCCCCAGAAAACUUCAACCCACCUCCUCCUCAGGGCCAGCUUCCCCCACCUCCUCGCAGUCCACCGGCCUCCCUCCCCUCCAGUUUUCCUCCCCUACCAUCCACCCCGCCUCCUCAUGCAAUUACUCCGCCCCCUCCCAUUACCCCGCCUCCAUCUUAUUCCCCACCCCCUGUUUGGUCUUCACCAUCCACUGCCUUUUUUCCUCCAUCCUCUCUUCCGCCAUCACCUACUUCCUCCCUUCCUCCACCUCCUCAGGCCGCACCCCCAUGCAGAGCUCCGCCUCCGGACCGCCCACCUCCACGGCCUUCUGUGUAAUCGGCCAAAAGAGUGGACUACGUUGAAGGCUUGAAGUUGAGGUAAUCAGGAAAUAUACUUGGAAAUAUAUUUUCCACAACCUUAUCUUUGCUGAAACCGCAGCGUGGUUUCAAUCAAAUUUACAAAGCCCACCUGUGGCGUCAAGGGCAUCUACAUGAAACAGUAGACAAGUCACCAUGAAUUUGCUUGUUUGUGAACACAUUUCAUUGACGCAUCCACGGAUGUUUCAAAGUCAGGCACAUGGGACCAUUUCAUUAAGGAGAUAUAUAGAGGACAGCUGAAUGACAAACUUUCUUACUUAGAAUGUGUGUUUCAAAGAAAUAUGUGAACAGUUUUUGACUUUUUUUCAACUUGUUACCAUUUAUAACAACAUAAUGGCUUUCCGAAACCAAACAAUGUGUCGUAUUCAUUUUUGAUUGAUGUUUGAAAUGAAAGCCCCUUGUUUGAUUUCAAGCACAUUUUUGGUGAAGCCAGUGUCUUGUCAUUGGACGGAAAAAGCUGUUGGUCGUUCAGGUAAUCUUUAUUUGUGCAAUAGUGAUUUUAGUGGUUUUGAUUUGUAGGGGCAUACGGAUUCUUACAGAUAUUUUUCAUAAAAAUUGCCAAACUAGAAUAGUAAUAGGAACCAACUUGAAACAUCAGGAAUACCUAAAAAUGUACCGAAGCAACAUCACCUUACUUUGCACAUCUCACAUUUGUAAUGGUGGAUAGUUGCAACACUAAAACAUUUAGUAGGAACUAUCAUACUUUUACACAUGCUGUAUGUAAAAAUCCAUGUAUCGUUUUGUAUAGUUUUCUUUUGAUAUACAUUUUUUUUUGUUCUGUUGUUGUUGUGUUUUUAUAUUUUUAUGGCAUGGUUGAGUUUUUGAAUAAUGUAAAGGAAAGACAAUAUGAAAGUUUCCCAGGAAUAGUUUUAUAGUCAUUUUCUCUUUGAGUAAUAUUCACAACAGAUUAUUAUGUGUUUUGCAAAAAACAUUUUACAACCAAAGUCUAAUCAAUUUGAUAUAUGUGUUUGUUUGUAUUCAUAAAUUACAUUUUGUAUGUAUUGUCAUAAUAUAUCACAGCUGCAUCAUCCACAAUCCUUGGCUUAUACAGAGCUCUUGUCAUCUCUCGUUGUAUUCACUUUAAAUUAUUGCAGUCCCAUACUGAUGUCACUGCUGUGUUUAUAUGACUUUCCAGCCCUGAUUUUUAUAUUUUUUUUAAUCAUGUGUCAUGGGUGAUUUACAUCUGAGAACUUGUAUACAUCAGACAUUUUAAAAGAAUGAUAAAAAAAUCAUCUUUCUCCAAAUGAGUACAACAUUAUUUUUACCUUGUGUUCGUUCUGUUGUUUUCAAAUAAAAUGUUAUGAAAGUUUCAA